Molecule: messenger RNA, 951 nt
Organism: Penicillium vulpinum
Lineage: Eukaryota; Fungi; Ascomycota; Eurotiomycetes; Eurotiales; Aspergillaceae
Exons: 2
Coding region: 1-951 (316 amino acids)
Molecular function (GO): oxidoreductase activity, acting on the CH-OH group of donors, NAD or NADP as acceptor
Source: RefSeq, a predicted model, not a curated record
AUGUCUUACUUCUUGAGUUUGCCAGUUAUCACAUCUUUGCUGAGUAUUUUGAUCAGCUCUCUAGUUCUUUACUACCUCCACAUCAAGAUCUCAGAGCGAGUUCUAAACAAUUUCCAGGCCAGCGAGGCAUGGAUCCCAGAGAAUGAGUUGGUCCUACUGACCGGUGGCAGCGGCUCUAUUGGCAGACAAAUAAUGGAAGAGCUUUCUGGUAAGGAAGUACGCGUUGUGAUCCUUGAUAUCAGUCAGCCUACGUUUGAGCUUCCAGAAAACGUCACAUUUUAUCAAACAGAUAUAACAUCGGCCAAGUCUCUUUCCGAAACUGGCGCUUCUAUUAGGAAGCUGCACGGAGAGCCGACUGUUAUUGUGAACAAUGCUGCUGUUUUCAACCAUCACACCAUUCUCGAAAUUCCAGAGAAGGAACUACGUCAGACAUUCGAUGUCAACAUCAUCUCUCAUUUCCUAGUCCUGAAGGAAUUCCUUCCGUUUAUGGUCCGCAUGAAUCGUGGCCAUGUCGUUACAGUGGCGAGCAUUGCUAGCUUUGUUACUAUAGGCGAGAUGGUGGACUAUGCUUGUUCUAAGGCUAGCGCUCUUGCUUUCCACGAAGGCCUUAGUCAAGAGCUGAGAUAUUGGUAUAAGGCUCCAAAUGUGCGGACGAGUUCGAUUCACCCCCUUUGGGUUCGGACUCCCAUGAUCGAAGGUUUCACUAAAUAUGAAGCUGAUUUCCGCCAAUCACUCCUGGGUCCGAAGGAAGUCUCCCAGGCAGUGGUGGAACAUAUUGUUACUCGGAAAAGUGGACAAACCAUCCUGCCUAGGCAUGCCUCGGUGUUUGGCUCGCUCAAGGCCUUGCCACUAUGGUUGCAAGAGGCAAUUCGAUCAUACUUUUCGAGUAUAGUCUGGAGAGUGCGGAUCAAGCGGGUUGCUGAUAAGAAUCCUGGCUUGCGUGCUCCUUGA